This is a messenger RNA of Pezoporus occidentalis (night parrot), 1702 nucleotides long. RefSeq names its product transmembrane 4 L six family member 19 (gene TM4SF19). The record is from RefSeq and is a predicted model, not a curated record. Lineage: Eukaryota; Metazoa; Chordata; Aves; Psittaciformes; Psittacidae. The transcript is spliced from 6 exons. Gene Ontology annotation, cellular component: membrane. The coding region runs from base 541 to 1176 and encodes 211 amino acids.
UUCCUCCAUGAUCAGCUCUUCCUGGACCCCAGCAGCUGGCCGGGGCUGCUGUGGCAGGUCUCUGGCAGGUUGCAGCAAGGCAAAGCCCCACAGUGCUGGUGUUCCCCAGCCUCUCAGGCCAUGCAGGGGCUGGACAUGCAGCCUGAACUGCUCCCCCCUGACACUGAUGCUGCUCUGCAGGAGGGGAGCUGAGGCAGCUCUUCCAUAUGGCGCCUGUUCACUUCCACUUCUGCAAAGCCAGAGCAAGCCUGAAAUAGCUGCAUUAGCCAGCUCGGCUUAGAGAGCUUGUGCAAGACAAGCUGCAAGCCACUGGGAAAGGGGAAGGUGCAUGAAACCCAUGUGAAGCAAAAAUGCACACAGGGCAGAAGAAACCUGGGGAGCCAGGAAAGAGAAAAACCAGGUUGUUUUCAGUGAUCCCAGAGCAGCUGAUGGACAUCCCCCAGGUGGUGUUGCAGGUACAGGAGAGAGAGAGGUGAUUUUUGACAAGGUAUCACCAGGAGAUGGAAGGGCACUUUCCAGGGUGGCCAUGUGCAUAGGGACAUGCAGCCGGAUCGUGGGUCCCUGCCUGCUGGUGCUGGGCAUGCUCUCCGUGGCAGCCAACAUGCUCCUGCUCUUCCCUGGAGGGGCAUCGAAGUACCUGGUGGAGGGGCACAUCAGCAAACAUGCCAAGGCCAUGCCGGGUGUCUGGGGAGGCGGCAUCAUCCCACGUUUUCCUUCCUGCAGGUGCUGCUGGCAGCGACCCACAUCACGGCGGUGGGGUGGCGAUGUGCCGGCUGCUCCAACUGCGGCACCCGUCACAAUGCUUUCAUCUCAGCUGUGCUCUCCAAGCUGGCCCUGCUGGGUGCUGCUGCCUGUUUCAUCUUCUCUGGGGUGGGUUUGACCAAUGGACCCUUCUGCUUCUACAAUGCCUCCGAGCAUGGCCACAGGCAUGGCACCAUCUGGGGUUACCCCUUCCUGGACACUGGCAGCCAGGAGCCUGAUGCCAGGACAGAGAACUACCUAUAUGAUCAUCGCACCUGGAGCACCUGCCUGGAGCCAGAGGGUAUCGUGGCCUGGAAUGUUGUCUUCUUCUCCAUCCUGCUGCUCAUCAGUGCUGCUGAGAUGGGACACAGACCUGAACCUGCCUGUGCUGGGACGACUUUGGCCCCAAAACUGAUGAGGUUCAGAAGAAAGUAGCAAUGAUCAACCUAGUUUAAAGAAGCCAAGCAGUGAGCCAGGUGAAACAGUAAAUGGGGGAUUGUCGUGGCUUAUCAGAAGGUAAAAGGCAGAGAACUUGCUGGUGGAGAUAAGGGCAGUUUAAUAAUUGAAAUAAAAGGAUAAUAAUGCCAAUUAAUAACUAAUUGUAGUGAAAAGGAAAAUAUCAAAGAGAAAGAAAUAAAACCCAAGAAAGACAAGGAACGCAAAUGAAAACAGUUGCUCACCACCAGCCAUAUGGAAUGGGAUAUCCCUUGGGUCAGUUAUGGUCAGGUGUCCUGCCUGUGUCCCCUGCCAACAUCUUGUGCACCCCCAGACUGCUCACUGGUGGGGUGAGCUGAGGAGCCGGUCUGUGUAAGCACUGCUCAGCAAUAACAACAUCCCUGUGUUAUCAAUGGAAAGGAGCCCAGGACUGGGCUGGUGGCAGGAGCCUCCAUGCCCAACCAACUACAGUAAUUAAAACCAGUAAUAAAACCCAGCUAAACGCCAGUUUGAGGAUGGUAACACA